AUGUUUCCAAAAACGACUUUCUACCUAGCGUUCCACGCGUGCUUGAACAUCGCUGCGACGGCGUCACAAGCAUCUUCUGGAUACACCAAAUAUCCUGAGAAUGCCGAAAAGGUCGCUAUCAACUGGACAGAUGCGUCCACCGUUCUGGGCAGACCCGACACCUAUCUCGGAAAGUUGGAUGUACCCCUCGAUUAUACGCUGCCCCAGUCGAAGAACAACACACUCACGCUCAACAUCCUAAAAGUCAAAGCGACGAAAGAGCCCAAGCUAGGCAGUGUGUUGACAAAUUGGGGCGGACCGGGUUUGCCCGCAACCGACUGGCUUUUGCAACAAGCUAGUUAUGUCCUUGCCAUGACAGGCGAGCAAUACGAUAUUAUCGGCCCCGACCCCAGAGGUACUGGCACGACGUUGCCUGUAAAUUGCUACAAUGACGAAAUGGAACGGAUGGUCGCAACAUUGCGGACACCGACGAGGACCAACUCGUCCGAUGUAGCGUUGGGCGCCGUCUGGUCUUACGCCAAGCAAUACGCAGCACGAUGUUCUCAGAACGAAGCAGUGAAUGGAUCAUUGAUGAGCACGGCUUUCGUUGCCAGAGACUUCAUGAAGAUUGUUGAUGCUCUGACUGUGGAAGGCGAGGAUGGUCUUCUCCGGUACUGGGGAAUAUCCUAUGGCACGUAUCUCGGUCAGGUGCUAGCUGCUAUGUUCCCAGACAGGAUCGAGCGAAUGAUGCUUGAUGGUGUUCUCAACCCGCUCGAGUAUCAGCAAGGAUGGGAGACCGGUCCAGCUAAAUCCGCGCCAGUUGCCUUGGGACAGUUUACCGAACAGUGCAUCGAUGCUGGCCCCCCCUGUUCCCUCUUUCGCCCUAAUCUCUCCUCCUCCGCAUUGUACGAACAAAUCCAAAGUCUCACCGAAAGAGCCAAGCGCGAGCCAAUCGUCAUGGGCCCGAACGUCACAACGGAUAUCGUUACGUACGAAAAGAUCGCCGAAGCUAGUGACACUGCUCUGCGCAUGGGUCUGGCGUCCGGUUCUUACUUGGCUGGUUAUCUCAACAGCAUCAUGAUCCGUGAUACUCCAGAAUACAACCACACCCAGUAUCUGCUCAACCGCUCCUUCAUUAUGCAGGAUGCAGCGAUCAAUGCAGACAACACGCAGCUCAUCCGUUGCUCCGACGCCAUGUUCCGUGCUGAUGAGCUCUUCGAUAUUGAAGACCGUGUCCAGCACAUAACGAGUUCGAGCGAUUGGAACAGCGAUUACAUUAUCGGCGCGUAUGUUAUGUGCUCGCUAUGGAAGGUUAAGGCGAAAGAACGAUACGAGGGUGACUUCAAGGCGAAGACGAAGAACCCCGUGUUGCUCAUCGGUUCGCCAUAUGACGUCCGCACUCCGAUCUCCGGGGCUUAUGCGGCGAACAAGACGCUCGAAGGAAGUGUUGUGCUUCAGCACAAUGGUCUCGGGCACACGGUUAUGUACAGCCCCGGGACCUGUGCCAUUACCGCAACCGCUGCGUAUUUCGUGAACGGGACUAUGCCGGAAGAAGGGGCGGUGUGCGAGCAAGACUUUGGUAUCUUCUCUGGCAAAAGUCUGAACGAUACUCUCAAUCUUCUUGGCGAGCCUUAG
Molecule: messenger RNA, 1614 nt
Organism: Alternaria metachromatica
Lineage: Eukaryota; Fungi; Ascomycota; Dothideomycetes; Pleosporales; Pleosporaceae
Exons: 5
Coding region: 1-1614 (537 amino acids)
Source: RefSeq, a predicted model, not a curated record